UUUGACAAACCGGGUUUUGGAGUUUGUUGUCGGGUCUCAGCCACCAUUCACUCAAAACAAGCAUCAACCACCGACGAUGUUCGUCACUUCAGGAUUCUCUUCAUUUCUCAUUUUUCAUGAAAAACUUUAAUAACUUUUCUUCUCUAUUCAGAAGCCCUUCUGUUGACUGGUGCUCUCUGCCACACUGACUGGUUAAUGAUUCAUCAUCACAGUGUUCUAAAAACAAGUAGAUUCCUCAAUCCACAUAGAGAAGCCCUUGGUUUGACCAGUGUAAUUGUUGAUUCUGUUUGUCAUUUAGCAUUUAGUUCAAUGAAACAAAUCAAUUCUAUAGGGGAUUCUAGUUUGUGUACACUUGCCCCCAGUAAGGAAUCUAUGAGUGUAAAAUCCACCCCUGAAAUAGAAAAGAAGUUCGUUCAUCAUGUAUAUGAUGCUAUUGCUCCACAUUUCAGUGCCACUCGAUUUGCCAAAUGGCCGAAGGUUGCAUCAUUUUUAUCAUCUUUGCCCUUGGGGUCUCUUGUCCUUGAUGCAGGAUGUGGGAAUGGGAAAUACCUAGGUUUGAAUCAGGAUUGUUUUUUCAUAGGAUGUGAUAUAAGUCCUUCCUUGAUUAAAAUCUGCUCUGAUAGAGGGCAUGAAGUUUUGGUGGCAGAUGCUGUGAAUCUUCCUUACAGAACUGGUUUUGGUGAUGCGGCUAUAUCAAUAGCAGUGUUACAUCACUUAAGCACUGAAAAUAGAAGGAGAAAAGCAAUAGAAGAAUUGGUCAGAGUUGUUAAAAAGGGUGGCCAUGUUCUGAUUACAGUUUGGGCUGUGGAACAAGAGGAUACAACUCUAAUUACCAAAUGGACUCCACUGACUGAGAAGUAUGUUGAAGAGUGGGUAGGACCAGGAAGUCCUCGAGCUCGGACACCCUCACCCUUGCCAUUAGAAAGUAUUCCUGAGAGUGAGGAGAGUAGCACCGGUGAGAACAUAAAAGUUUGCAGUGAGUCAAAUGUAUGUGAAGAUUUGGAGGCAGAAAAACAUAUGAAGAACCAACAGGAAUACUUUGUUCCGUGGCAUUUACCUUAUCAUCGUGCUGAAAUCAGUGGUGCUUCUUCUCAUGCUCUUGCUGCUGGUCUGGCAACUAAAGAUGACAAAAAAGGUGCUGUGGUGUAUAAUCGAUAUUAUCAUGUUUUUAGUGAAGGAGAACUUGAAAGUUUGACAACUGGAAUAAACAAUGCUAGAAUCGUUGAUCAGUUCUUUGAUAAAUCCAACUGGUGUAUUAUUCUGGAGAAAACAGCAUAACCUAGAAAGAAACCUGUUUGAUACAUCAAGGAUCCUUGAGUGAGUAUAGAAGGCCAGAGUGUUGUAUGACAACUUUUACAAAAUUUAUCUUGCAGGUUAACUUUGUCUGGUAUUCAACUUAAUAUAAAUAAAAAAAAUGGACAGCUGCAAAACUUUGAAAGCAUUAUUCUCUGGCCAUUACGAUCCAGAUCAGGCUGCAUUCUUCAAGAAAACCUGAGUCGCAAUUUUUAUUUUUCUUUCUUUUUAUUUGCAAAGCCCAGUUUUGAUUGUAACAAUAGGGCAUGAAGUAGGCAUGUGUUGGUGUUAUAUCUGGCCACUUUGUCAGCCCAAACAUUGCUGAAUAUCUUUUAUACAGGAGCAUUUCUACAACGUCGUUUAUUGGAAGUUUAUUUCACAGUUGGAUUUCAGUA
This is a messenger RNA of Vigna unguiculata (cowpea), 1688 nucleotides long. RefSeq names its product S-adenosyl-L-methionine-dependent methyltransferases superfamily protein. Gene Ontology annotation, molecular function: S-adenosylmethionine-dependent methyltransferase activity; tRNA binding; tRNA (5-carboxymethyluridine(34)-5-O)-methyltransferase activity. Gene Ontology annotation, cellular component: nucleus; cytoplasm. Gene Ontology annotation, biological process: tRNA wobble uridine modification; tRNA methylation. The record is from RefSeq and is a predicted model, not a curated record. NCBI's taxonomy places the organism in Eukaryota, Viridiplantae, Streptophyta, Magnoliopsida, Fabales, Fabaceae.